CCCUACUGCUCUGGUCAAGUCUCCGGACGCCUCGCCGACACCGACGCUUCACGGUGGUAUGCGGACUCCCCGUGUGAGCUUGAGUGAUGUCAAGUCUCCGAAGGGGCCCGCCGACUCCGUUCCUGAUACGGCAGACGAAGCCACCCCUGACGCCUUGGUCGUAGACUGGGACGGUCCCGACGAUCCCCAAAACCCCAAGAACUGGAGCUUCAAACGCAAAUGGGUGGUCACUGCCAUUGCGUCCGCAUUCACUUUCAUCACCCCCGUUGGUUCCUCUAUGAUUGCCCCCGCUAGUCCGCAGGUGGCACAUGACUUUGGCGUCACUAGCGACGUCGUGAUGGCUCUCGAUACAUCAAUAUUCAUUCUUGCUUUUGCUGUUGGGCCUUUGUUUAUUGGACCUUUGAGCGAGAUAUUUGGUCGCUCCCGCGUCUUACAGCUGUCUAAUUUAUGGUUCCUUGCUUGGAACUUGGGAAGUAGCUUUGCCCAGAGCCAAACACAACUUCUAGUUUUCCGAUUUCUCUCAGGUCUGGGCGGUGGUGCCCCACUAUCGAUAGGAGGUGGAGUUAUUGGUGAUGUGUGGAGGGCAGAGGAGCGAGGGACGGCUAUGGCACUCUAUGGUCUUGCACCUAUUCUUGGACCUGUCGUUGGUCCAUUGACGGGGUCAUGGGUCGCUCAAUACUCGAACUGGAGAUGGGUGUUCUGGUCCCUCAGUAUAGCCGAUGUCUUUGUCGUCAUCCUAGGGUUCUUCUUUCUUCAAGAGACGUACGCUGUCGUCCUUUUGGAGCGGAAAGCCAAGCGCAUACGCGCUUCUAUGGAUCCCGAAAAGAGUCAGCACCGCGUUGUGCGCACGAUAUUUGAUAAGCAGGGCGAGCGGAGUUGGAAGUCAAUAUUCAAACAAUCAAUGUUCCGUCCCUUCGUUCUCUUCUGGUACGAGCCGAUUGUCCAAGCUCUCGGAAUCUACAUGGCCUAUCUUUACGGGAUUUUGUACUUGUGCCUCACGACCAUGCCGACCAUCUACCAAGACAUUUACCACAUGAAACUCGGCCCCGCAGGACUGAACUACAUCGCACUCGGUAUAGGUCUUUCAGGCGCAUCGCAGCUGAAUUCGCGGACCAUGGACAGAAUUUACGCAUACCUCAAGCGGAAGAAUGGGACCGAGGGCAAGCCAGAGUACCGUCUGCCUUCGAUGGCGAUAGGGACGGUUAUGCUGCCCAUCGGUUUGCUCAUAACGGGAUGGACUACUCAAGCACAAGUUCAUUGGAUUGCACCAGACAUCGGCAUCGCGAUUGUUGGCGCCGGCGUUAUCCUCAACUUCCAGUGUAUCCAGACGUACGUCGUCGACACGUUCACCUUGCAUGCCGCAUCCGCGUUGGCGAUGGUAAAUUGUCUCCGCUCAAUUGCCGGGUUCGGAUUUCCGCUGUUCGCGCCGACGAUGUACCAGGCGCUCGGGUAUGGAAAGGGCGACACAAUCCUCGCCGCUGCCGCGGUGGUGAUCGGAGGACCUGCUCCUCUGAUCUUUUGGUUCUACGGUGAAAAGAUAAGGCUUGCCAGCCGGUACGGCAAGUAGACCGAUAACGACUCUUAUCAUACAAAUUUAGUUGCCGCAUCCAACCAAUUACGCUAAUGACACUAGACAAAUCAACCACGACCUUAGACGCAAAAUGAUGGACAUUAUCUACCUUCUUUGCCACGGGCUUUCACACUGAUGAACUUGAAAACAUCACGAUAGAGUACUUUGCUUGGUUGCUAUCCAUGCUCUCGUAUCACUCGCAUUUCACGGUAUUUCUAACCUAGUUAUAUCCAUAGACGCAUUUUUGUAAUCAUUGACAUCACUACCCUGGAAUAUCAGUUUACGGGCUUCC
Molecule: messenger RNA, 1862 nt
Organism: Coniophora puteana RWD-64-598 SS2
Lineage: Eukaryota; Fungi; Basidiomycota; Agaricomycetes; Boletales; Coniophoraceae
Product: MFS polyamine transporter
Exons: 14
Coding region: 59-1567 (502 amino acids)
Biological process (GO): transmembrane transport
Molecular function (GO): transmembrane transporter activity
Source: RefSeq, a predicted model, not a curated record